UUUCCGACAGUCCAUGAAGGCAUCAGCAGAGCUGAAUUUGACACUUCUAGCUGUGCUUCAAGCUAAUGUUCAGCAUGUCUGAGAAGGAACUGGGGAAAAAGUGGGACCGAUGCCUGGCAGACGGUGCCAUUAAAUUCGGCACUGGACUCGGGUUAGGAAUCGUUUUUUCUGUUCUGUUCUUCAAAAGGCACACAUGGCCGAUUUCCUUCGGCUCAGGAGCAGGACUUGGCAUGGCAUAUGCCAACUGUCAGAAUGACCUGAAGUCACAUUAUUUUCUGCACAGAGGCGAAAAGGAACAAUAGCUACAAGUCAUCGAGGGACUGUCUUAUUCAUUUUUGGGAUAUUUUUGUUUUGUUUUGUCUGUGGAAGAGUCACCAUUUGCACUGUUCUGCAGUUAGAUUUUUGUCUCCCUGUUGGACGAUCCUUCCCUAGAAUGACUCUGUAUAAGUUGUAUGUGCCUAAUCAGGACAGUCUGUGUUUAUUUAAUAAAAUUAUCAUUACAAAAAU
Messenger RNA from Scomber scombrus (Atlantic mackerel), 507 nucleotides. RefSeq names its product mitochondrial contact site and cristae organizing system subunit 10 (gene micos10). Bases 66 to 302 code for a protein of 78 amino acids. The record is from RefSeq and is a predicted model, not a curated record. The transcript has 4 exons. Gene Ontology annotation, cellular component: mitochondrion; MICOS complex; mitochondrial inner membrane. Lineage: Eukaryota; Metazoa; Chordata; Actinopteri; Scombriformes; Scombridae.